AUGAAUGAGAUACUUGUACACUUCACAGAAGGGACACCUAACACGGACCACGGUCGACAACAAAAUGAAACAAUCUUCCUCAGAGUGGAACCGGGACAAUGUUUAAUGCCACCUCAGUUCGUAUUUUAUGGGUCGAGGAUACGAGAUACAGAAGUUUAUAAGGACGAUGUAUGGAUGCUGUCGUAUCCACGAACUGGUAGCCAUUGGGCACAGGAGAUGGUAUGGUGUAUUGGAAACGAUUUUGACUACGAAAAGGCGCGGACUUUAUUGGUCGUACGCAAUCCGUUGCUGGAAGCCUCAAGUCUGAUGGUCACGGGGGAGUACGUGGAAUGGUUCGCGAAGUUGGGUGACUCAGUAGCGAACGUAGAAAAAAUGCCACGAACUAGAUAUAUCAAGUCUCAUCUGCCUCUGGAACUAUUGCCACAACAGAUCCAUCAAAAGAAACCAAAGAUCAUCUACGUUGCUAGGAAUCCAAAAGACACGUGUGUCAGUUUUUAUCACUACUGUAGGACGUUUCACAGCAUCACGGGUACCUUCGAGGACUUUGCAGAACUGUUCCUCAAUGGAUACACUCCGAUGGGGUCAUUUUGGAGUCACGUGGUAAAAUUCUGGUCAAUGAGGAACAACGACAACGUACUAUUCUUGACUUACGAGGAAAUGAAAAAGAACCAAGCGGAGGUGAUCGAAAGAACGGCGACAUUCUUGGGGAAAACCGUAACGGAGGAGAAAAUUGCGAAGCUCACCGAGCAUCUCGAGUUCUCCAAAAUGGCGGCGAAUCCUGCGAUAAACAUGGAGCAUAUUUUGCCGGAAGGGAACGUGUCGGAGAAUAAUAGAUUUAUAAGGAAGGGCAAAGUCGGCGAUUGGAAGAACUAUAUGUCCGAAGAAUUGUCCCGGAGAUUCGACGAAUGCACCGAAAGGCAUCUACGUGGAACUGAUCUAGACUUCGACAAGUAUACUGACUCUCACGACGAGGAAUGA
Molecule: messenger RNA, 978 nt
Organism: Dufourea novaeangliae
Lineage: Eukaryota; Metazoa; Arthropoda; Insecta; Hymenoptera; Halictidae
Gene: St2
Product: sulfotransferase family cytosolic 1B member 1
Exons: 7
Coding region: 1-978 (325 amino acids)
Biological process (GO): sulfation
Cellular component (GO): cytoplasm
Molecular function (GO): sulfotransferase activity
Source: RefSeq, a predicted model, not a curated record